Messenger RNA from Acanthaster planci (crown-of-thorns starfish), 6463 nucleotides. RefSeq lists its product as uncharacterized. Lineage: Eukaryota; Metazoa; Echinodermata; Asteroidea; Valvatida; Acanthasteridae. The record is from RefSeq and is a predicted model, not a curated record. Gene Ontology annotation, molecular function: calmodulin binding.
AGCGACCACGUAAACGCGGUGUUCGGACUUGUACGCUUCAUUCAGUCAAGAAACUCUGAUUUUGGUUGAUUCUUGGUUCCUGCUUCAAUUUAUGAACAUAGUUGCUAGUGACAGAAAUAUCUUUGAGUGCUGCAACAUCGAUAACUAAACAUGGCUGUGCCGUUUUCCAACACAAAGCUGCGUGUUCCGAGAGGAUUCCAAAAUCUGCUGGAGGGUCUCGCCCGGGAAACGCUGCGUAACCAGCCGGAGAACAUUUACGCGUUCGCGGCGGCGUACUUCGAGAACCUGCUGAAAAUCCGCGAAGAGCAAGGGAUCGAUCCAGCAGACGUAGGUGCCAGACAUGAAGACCGUUACUACAACAACCAGAGCUUCAAAAUGGGCGCCAAGGCCAACAUAGGUGACGUCGGCGACCCGCAGCAGCAGGCUGCAGCUGUCACCAUCCAGAGUUCCGUCCGAGGCUACCAGGAGAGGCAGACCGUGGAGGCAGCCAGACAGACAGAGAGAACGCAAGAGGAAGAAGAGACAGCCGCGCUGCGGAUACAGACUAGCUUCCGGGGGUAUGAGGCCAGAAAGCGUGUCAGUGCCCUGAAAGAGGAAAAAGCCAAAGAAUCAGAGCCUGCCGCAGAAACCUCCACAGCAGCAGAACCAACAGCAGAGCCAGCAGCAGAACAAGCAGCAGCAGAACCAACACCAGAACCAGUACAGGCAGCCACUGAACCCACGCCAGUAGUGACAGAACCUGUGGCAGAACCCCCUGUAGAACCUCCAACAGAGCCCCCUGCAGAAUCCCUGGCAGAAGCCCCAGCGGAACCCCCAGCGGAGGCAGGAGCAGACCAAGAGGAGGAGGUGGACAUUGACCUGGAAGACCCUGAGGUGCAGGCAGCGGCCGAGAAAAUCCAGGCCAGCUUCCGGGGGUUCAAAGCCAGGAAGGACCUCAAGGAGGAAACAACUGCAGAGCCAACAGCAGAGCCAGAACCAGUGGUAGAGCCCGAAGCCCCAGCCGAAACGCAAGCUGCACCCCAGGACGCAACCCAGGAGGGAGAGACAGAGCGUCCAGCAGAGGCCCCGACAGAGACUGUGCCAGAAGAAGCUCAGGCUGAGGAAACACAGGCUGCUGAGGAAACAGAGACAACACAGGAACCAGAGCAAGAGGCGGAGCAAGCUCAGGAAGAGGAGCCAGUGAAAGAGGCGGGGCCAUCAGCAGAGGCAGAGCCAGGGCAGGAGGCGGAGCCAGGGCAGGAGGCGGAGCCAGAGAAGGAGGAGGAGCCUUUGGCAAAAGAAGAGCCAGCCCAGGAGGCAGAGCCAUCAGCUGAGGCAGUGGAGUCAGCACAGGAGGCGGAGCCGCCAGCAGAGGCGGAGCCAGCACAGGAGGCGGAGCCACCAGCAGAGGCGGAGCCACCAGCAGAGGCGGAGCCAGCACAGGAGGCGGAGCCACCAGUGGAGGCAGAGCCAGCACAAGAGACAGAGACAAAGCCAGAGGAGGAAGAGAUCGACAUCGAUCUGACUGACCCAGAGGUGCAGCAGGCAGCACAGAAAAUCCAAGGAGGUUUCAGGCGCUUGCAAGCAAAGAAGUCCAAAGAGUCAGUCAGCCAAGAGAACCAAGAGAUGGAAGCCCCAGCCCCAGAAGCGCAGGUUUCACCCACCGUACUCCAGGACAGCACUGAAGGACAAGACAUUGUAGGACAGGCAGAUGAUCGGGGGGAGCUAGGGAAAAGGGUAGAUGAGGGUCAGAGGGACAGGAUUGUAGGAACUGAAGUUAUAUUGGCUAGUCAGGCUUUAGAGGGGAUGCAGGCUAUUCAGGAUAUUGUUGAGGCAGGAGUUAGACAGGAAGACAAUCAACCGGCUUCUGAAGUCCCUGCCGCUGAGAUUGUCCAAGAAGUUACUCUUGAGAGCAAAGCAACUGCUGAAGAAACAGCUGUUGAAGGUGCCAGUGAAGUUGUUCAAGAAGUAAUAGAGGAUAGUGUAGAAAUGACUCCAGAAGUGAUAACAAGUGACAAAGCGGUAAAGUCAGAUGCUGUAACUGAGGACAUUUUGUCUGAAGUACCUGUUGAAGUCAUGCCAGAAACUCCAGCUGAAAUCUCAACAGAUGUACCAGUAACUGGUAGUGAACAGAUCCCUGAAGUUGAUACUAAGACAGAUAUUCCAAUUGAGGUAACCCUAAAAGAUGGUGCACCAGCUGAAUCUGAGACACCUGUAGAGACUGAUACUGAAGUGCCAAGUGAAAUAAGGUCAGAAGUCACUCAAGACUCUUGUGCUGAGACCUCAGCCACAGCUUUUGCUGAGGCUUCUCCUGAGGUUCCUGUGGAGGUAGCUGCUGCAGAUGUCAAAGAUAUUGGACCAACUGAUAAAGCUGAGCCAGCUGAAGACGCUGUGACAGAGGUGACAGUUGCAAGCUCUGAAGUCACCGAAGAGUCUGGAAUGGAGGCCCCAGCCACGGUUGCUGCUGAGACCCAAGCCACUGUCGCUAAUGAGGUCCAUGUUGAGGUAGCUGCUGAAGAUGUUGAAGAUGGCGGACAAGUUCCAGCUGAGCCAGUUGAAGAUGCUGUGCCUGAGGUGGCAAUUGAAAGUUCUGAAGUCCCUCAAGAGUCUAGAAUUGAGACCCCAGACGCAACUGCUGCUGAAGCUCCUGCUGAGAUUCCAGUUGAAAUACAUGCUGAGGUUGUCAAAGAUAGCACAUCGGCUAAAGCUGAGCCAGCCGAAGAUGCUGCAGCUGAGUUGACAUUGGAUGAAAGUUCUGAUGUCGUUCAAAAGUCUGGAAUUGAGAGCCCAGCCACAACUGCUGCUGAAGCUCCUGCUGAGGUUCCAGUUGAAGUACAUGCUGAGGUUGUCAAAGAUAGUACAUCGGCUAACGCUGAGCCAGCCAAAGAUGCUGCAGCUGAGUUGACGUUGGAUGAAAGGCCUGAUGUUGCUCAAGAGUCUGGAAUUGAGACCCCAGCCACUGUUGCUGAAACUCCUGCUGAGGUCCCUGUUGAUGAUUUCAAGGGUAGUACACAAGGAAAAAAUGAUGAGCCAGCUGGAGAUGCUGUGACUGAGGUUACGGUAGAAGAAAGCUCUAAAAUUACUCAGGAGUCUGGAACCGACAGCGCAGCCACAGCAGCUAUUGAAGCUCCGGUCGAUUUCGCCACUGACGAUGUCAAAGAUGGCAAAGCAUCUAAAGCUGAACCAUCGACAGAUACUGAAACCGAGGUCACAGUUGAAGUAAGUCCUGAAGUUGCUCAACAAGCUGGUGCUGAAACCCCAUCCACAGCAGCAGCUGAAGCUCCUGUUGAGGAAGCAGUGGAAGAUGUCAAAGAAGGUGAACCAACUAAAGCUGAGCAAUUGGCAGAUGCCGAGACAGAGGCAACAGUUGAAGCAAGCUGUGGAGUUGCCCAGAAAUCUCAUGCUGAUGCCCCAGUCAUAACUACUGCUGGAGCUCCUGUUGAGGUUGUUGUUGAGGCAGCCUCUCAAGUUGCCGAAGAUGGGGCACCAACUGAAGCUGAGCCAGCUGCAAAGACAGAGAGUGAGGUGCUGGUUGAUGUCAGCGCUGAAGUCGCUCAAAAGCCUAGCACUGAGACUCAACCUGAAGCUCGUGUUGAGAUUUCUGUUGGACCAAUGGAUGCUGGAACAGAUAAAGUUGAAACCUCAAAGACCGCUGUUGAAGCUUCUGAGGUUCCUGGUGAGGUAGCUGUUAAGGAUGAGGAAGAUGGUGCACAAGCAAACACUGAGGCAUCUGCAGAUGUUGGGACGGAGGUGACGGCAAAAACUAGUUCUGGAGGAGCCCAUGAGGUAGCUACUGAAGAUGUUGACUUUGAUUCACAAACUAGAUCAGUAGCUGGAACUGAGGUGACAACUGAGGCUCCUGUAGAGGUCCAUGUAGCUGUAGAAGAUGUGGAAGAUGGUUCACCUGUUGAAGGUCAAACCGAUGUUGCAGUUGAAGCAACAGUUGAAGUUGCUCCAGAGUCAGGAACCAAAGCCCCUGCUGCUGAGGCUUCAUCUAAAGCGCCAGCUGGUCCUGUUGGGACUCUGGUUACUGGAGAAACCCAGACAGAGGACUUCUUUGAGGUAGCUUCUGAAGUUCCUGCUGACCCUGUCACUAAGGCUGAGGCAGUAGUUGCCGAGGCGCAAAAAAUUCCAGAAGAUGCAGCAGAUGAGGCCAAUGUUGUUACAAUUGAAAAUGCCCCCGAAUUUACAGCUCCCAUCACAGAAGAGGCAUCUGGUGGAACUGUGCCUGAGUUGAAAGCUGAGGUAAAUACUGCUGGACCAUGCACACCCGAGGCCACCCCUGCUGAGGCCCCAGAGGUUGAGGCUGGUGAGGUAACUUCUAAUGCCAGUGCUCCUCAGGUCCAAGAUCCAGAGGCUUCCACUGAAACUGGCUCUGAGAAUGUUCAUGCCGAUGUCAAGGAAACUCCUGUUGUUGAAAAUCCUGUGACAGAACCAACUGAGGACCACGCAAAAAAUAAAGUUGAAGAUUCUGGGAAGGAUGUAGCUUUGGAUUCUGGGAAGGAUAUAGUGGGAGAUUUUGGGAAGGAUAUAGGUUUGAGUUCUGGGAAAGAUGAAGCUGGGGAUUCUGGGAAAGAUGUAGGUGAGAAUUCUGGGAAGGAUGUAGCCGAAGAUUCUGGGAAGGAUGUAGCUGGGGAUUCAGAGAAGGGUGACCAGGGAACAUGUGAGGUUGAAGUUAGAGACUCAGAUCAAGCCAGCACCGUAGAUCAAGUUCAAACAACUGAAGAGGCUAGUGAGGUCAACAGCAAAUCAUCUGAAGCUCUUCAGGAUGCUGCUAAAAAAACAGAAGAGGAGGAGGAGGUUGACAUUGACCUGAAUGACCCAGAUGUUGAGAAGGCAGCCGUUAAGAUCCAGGCCAGCUUCAAGAACAUCAUGUCAAAGAAAAAGAAGAGCAAAGAGGUGGUGGCGGCAGCCGAGGGCACGGCCAGCUCUGACCAAUAAGUUACCCAAUCAGGUUGUGAUUUGGAGGUUUUGGCAUUUUCACGCAGGUCCUGAGGUGACUUUGUGGUGGUGGUAAGCAUAUUUUGUUUUUAAAGGGCUUGCGGCUCUGAAAAAUAACUGAUUUGUCACAGUAGUCCUUUCUAGUGGCAAAAAUGUGGUCUCAACUGUAUUGUAUUUUAAUGACAUAGAUUUGUUUGGCACACCACCACAAAUUCACUUCCCAACAGCACAUUCAAUUCUGAAGGACUGUGGUAAAAAAAAUGAUUCCACAAAACUUGAUCCCAAAAUAAGUUUAAGAAAUGUUUAAGAUAUUGGUCUCACCUUUUCCGUGGAGUUUGUAGAAUUAGACUUGAGGAAAGAGUGGCUCUUAAUAAACACAAACAUGACUGCAGUCAUUUUUUGCCUUAAACAGUUGGCGAAAAUGCCAUAUUUUCAUAACCACAUAGAAGAUGGAAAUUAAUAGGUUCAUCAUUGCUAAAGUCAUACUUCAAAACCUCCAAAUCAUAUUAUUUUUUCUAUGCACUUCUUUCUCAGUCAUAUUUUCCUGGCAACUGUUUGUAUAGAAAACAUCAUGGUUAUAGAAGUACUCAUCGCCGCUAUCCACUUUAAUAAGAUGUAUUCUCUAUAGUUAGGUAUUUGAUACUUGAACAUUGAUGUUAAAGUACUACCAAAUCAGUACUUCACCUCAGAGUCAGAUAGUUUGGAUAUACACUAUAAUAUAUUUAUAGAAUAGUUCUAUUAUACUCAAGCUUUCUUGUGAAUUGUGCCAUCGAGUUCUGUAAAGGUAAGAAAAAUGAUUGGUAGAAACCGACAAUUACACGCACACAUUUCAAAGGUUUGCACACUGCUAAUAUGGAAGACUAUGUGCAUUGUAAAUUUGUAAUGUUUGUUACCUCUGUCUUGACAGCAUUGGGAGUGACCCUAUUUAUUCCAAAGAAAGUACUGUGUAUUCAACAUGUGCAGAAAAUGAUACAGUGGUAUGUUAGCCUUGCCCUCUGAAAUGUGUUUAUUUUUGGUCUGUUGGAGAGAGUAUGUUACAGUUGCACUGUCCACUCACAUUGCAGAACUUUUCGCCCAGUCUUUUCGAUGAAGUACACGCAUUGGCAAGGUCUCCCAAUGCCACAGUAUCCAAUUUGUGUCUUCAUUUGUUGCAUAUUUAAGACUUUACAUAAAUCUAGCAUGGAGUGUUUGUUUUCCAAUUUCAUGGUUGUACAUACAUGUAUAUGUAUUGAGUUUCAAUUUUCAUUUUUUUUUUCAUGUAAACUGGAAUUAAUUAAUGGAUUGUUUCACCGUUGUGUAUUAUAUUGAGUUUAAUUUAGAUUUAUUUUCGAAAGCUUCACAAAAAUUCAGGCAAUUACGGAACUGUACAAUUUUUACCAAUAUUCUGCAAGUGUAUUUCAUGUGAUGUCCUCCAUUUCAGCACUCAUUCCAUCGGUGUGUAUUCAGCUAAACCCAUCUUCUCUUGUAUAUUAUUUUAAUGUACACAAAAUGCCUGUGAAUUUUCAGUCAUCAGUAAUAAAGUUGUUUGCAAAUUUGGACGUGA